AUGAAUACUCCUUCAGCAAAGAUCCUGUUCAAAUGGAAGCAUUAUCCACACGACAGGGGUGUAAAUGCAACGAUACUCCUUUUACACCAGUACUCUCCCAAAAAAUCGUACUCCAAGGGUUAUGUUACUCAUGAAGGCAGGAAACUCCACACAUCAUGGUUCCGUCAGUAUCGUAGCACCCCAGAUGAUCCAUAUAGCUUGACUACUAAUACUUUCAUAGAACAGUACUAUGGGGACUUCCGCACUCUUCACCAUUGA
Messenger RNA from Plasmodium inui San Antonio 1, 258 nucleotides. RefSeq lists its product as hypothetical. The coding region runs from base 1 to 258 and encodes 85 amino acids. The transcript has a single exon. Lineage: Eukaryota; Apicomplexa; Aconoidasida; Haemosporida; Plasmodiidae. The record is from RefSeq and is a predicted model, not a curated record.